Messenger RNA from Stegostoma tigrinum, 8136 nucleotides. RefSeq names its product leucine rich repeat containing 39 (gene lrrc39). Bases 393 to 1415 code for a protein of 340 amino acids. The transcript is spliced from 8 exons. Gene Ontology annotation, molecular function: protein binding. The record is from RefSeq and is a predicted model, not a curated record. Lineage: Eukaryota; Metazoa; Chordata; Chondrichthyes; Orectolobiformes; Stegostomatidae.
GCUGUGCGGGAAAAUGGACCCUAAACACUUGGGUGAAACGUUACACCAGGCCACAAAACAAAAGCGGCCACUGUGUCUCGCCUCCUGGGCUGAAGAGGUCUCUUCAUGAAGUCACCGGUUAAAUUUAGACUCAGCGUGGCAUUUGUGUCCGGGAUCACAACCUAGAGCUGUACCAUUGAAAAUCAGACAGGUUCCUCUGGGAGAUUUAGUCCCACUGGGUGGGGGUGGGUCAGAGUUAUCCCCGGGGGAGGGUGUUUGGGCGGUUGGAGUAGAGGCGUCUCCCUCCCUAGUAGCGCAGCCCCGACUGCGGGAGAUUCCUGCUGCCCAACCCGGGGACAGCGUCCGUCUGUGUGGCCUAAGAGGGGAGGCCAGGCAGCUAUAUACGAGAAACCAUGAUGGGGGUGUCGGUGUGUGGCGGCUCAGUUUGCACGGUGAGAGCACUUUGGGAAGGAAGGAUUCAAAGGCUGAAGGAAGAAUAUGAGAAAGAGAGAGCGCGGUCGGAAAGGAAGGCGCCCACAGGGCUAACGAUGGUGUGGCAGAACCGAAUAAAUCUGGCCAGGCUCAAAGAGAAAGUGGUUACCGAAGAGGGAAGAGUUGUGCUGAGGAUUGAGAAGGAGAAAUGGAAGACGCUACCAGAUGCACUACAACAAAUGACAUAUAUACAAGCAUGGCAGAUUCACAGAACGAGCUUGGAAAUUAUUCCUCGAUUUAUUGGAAAAUUUGAUAAUCUCCUUGUACUGGAUUUGUCACGCAAUUCAGUCAGGGAGAUUCCCAAGGAAAUAGGACAAUUGACCAAAUUGCGAGAGCUAUAUGUCAGUUACAACAGAUUGCGUGCUGUGCCUGAGGAGCUUGGUGACUGUGAAAAUCUGGAGAAACUAGAUCUUGCUGUGAACAGGGAUCUCUGUGAUUUACCUGAACAGCUUUCUCACCUACAAAGACUGUACCAUCUUGACCUGUCCAUGAACUGUUUCACUAUCUUCCCUUCAGCUAUUCUCAAUAUGCACGCACUGGAAUGGUUAGAUAUGGGCAGUAACAAACUGAAGGAACUGCCAGAAGAUAUAGCCAGAAUGGAAAACCUACACACAAUUUGGCUACAGAGGAAUGAAAUCACUCACUUGCCGGAAGCCAUCAGUAAAUUGAAAAAUCUCAGUACUCUAGUUUUAACUAGUAACAAGCUACAGAAAAUCCCAGUUUGUAUGGAAGAAAUGAUCAACUUACGGUUUGUGAAUCUGAGGGAUAACCCUCUUCAGCUUCAAGUAACUCUACCCCAAUGUGAAAAUUCAGAGGAAGAAGAAGACCGUGAACUGUUUGGCAUAGAAUUCAUGCAAGCCUACAUUGAAGAAUUAAAAAAUAGCAAAACUAAAACUUAUACGUCAGAACUGUCUGUAACAAUUGAAGCUGAAAUAUCCUACUGAAAUCAAGUUGCCUUGUGUAUAAAUCAAAUACUGGAUUAAAAGACCACAACUCACUGCUAAAUAUAUAUAAUUUACAUAAACUUGAGUGGAUUCUUCAAUAUUGUUGUGAAAUUAUGAAAGGACCUCCUUUAUGUGAAAUGAGAUUUAAGACACCAAAUAAAUGAGAUCACAUUGCUGAAACUUAGUCUUGUUUGUGCAGUAUAAUACAAACGUACCACAAGACAAAGAGAAUCCAAGAAGAAUUAAUGACAGGCCAAUAAGUGGAACUUAUUGUGUAAUAGAUAAUGGUAUGAGGAAUGUUUCAGCAAAAUUUGUUUAACAGUUUACCAAUAUCAAUCUGUUGAAAGUCACUUCUUAUUGAAUCUUUGGAACAGGAAUAGCUGUGAGCAGGACAUUUUCUAGAGAGAUGCUGGGACUAGCGUAAUACUGCAAAACUGAAUCAAAUCCUUGCUGCUUCAAGUAGUAGAUCCGUCCUUGGUCUAUCAGCCGCUUGCAAAGAUGACCCAAAUGUUCUCUCUCUUCUACAGUCAGUGUCCUGAUAAGGAAUUAAGAUAAAUAAAAAUGGAACUGUUGAAAAAUAACAUACUUUUAUUGUGCAGCGAAAGUGGGAUUACUUGUCUUCAUACUCGUGAUUAGGCAAUAUCACAAACAAAAUGAUGUAUGGUACGGGUUUUGAACCUUUUGUUGUCUGUGAUACUUGCUGGAAGAGAAGCUUCUUUUCACAGCUGAGAUAUCUAUUCAGGUGGCCCAACUUGACAUACGUUGAAAGAUCCUAAAAUCUUCUGCAUCAAGACCUUGUGAAAAAAAAAAUUCCUUGCCUACGUAAUGCCUCCAUUCACAUCGGUGAUGGCAACACAGUGCAAUAGCAACUCCCAGGACUGGACUUCUAUUUUCAGCACUAUCUACAGUACAAUUAGAAAGACAUUUGUGAUCUCCUAUCGUGCACAUUUCAUCACUCUUCAAUCUUUUUUCUGGUGGUUCCUUGCCAGUAUCUUCCAAAUUUGUUUUGUAGCUUUCCAUGAGACAUCUUAAAGCAAGGUCUGUGUAAUUUAAUUUAAAAACAUUACAGACUAUCAAUAACUUGCAUAAUAUUACAUGUUCCCAGCUUGUUUCUUACUUUUGGGGUGUUAAUGUGAAUUUGUAGUUACAAAUGCAAAUACUUAAAGCAAACAAUUUCCUCCAAUCUGAUCUGGGUGGCUGUACUUUGGAGAAAUCUUUCUUGACAAAUUGCAUUUGGGCCUUUGUUGCAAUAUAUUAAGCAUACGCUUUUCACUUUGCAGAAAUAUCACUGUUUCAGAUUUGGUGCUGCACAGUGAUUGCUGAGAAUACUGAAAUCCAAUUCAGAAGCUUUGUGAAUAAUGAAUGGUGAAAUAACCAUUUAGAAAGACAAGACUUAACAACAAAGAUAUAUUUGGCUAGUAAGGAAGAAAAAAAAGUGUAUACAUGAAGAAGAUAACAAAUGCAGCAAGUGUUAUUUACAAGAAAAGUUGACAUUUCUCGUACUAAUUGAGAUUAUAAUGCUGAGACAUACUUGGCACAGAAGUAGCUUAUAGCUGAAUUUUAAAAUAAUGAAAAUGUCUAUAUAUUUGAACUAUGCAAGUGACUAAUGCAUUUAUGUACCAUAUUGUGUGAUUCAAAUGUAUGUCAAAGCUUGUUAAGAUUUAAUGAGGAGACAAAAGAAAAUUAACCCUUUUAAAGAAGGAAAGCAUUAGGAUGCCAAUUGUAUAAAGUAGCCCCUACUUGUUUAAUUUGUAAAAGUAAACCAAUGGAAACCUUCCAGUUUGAAUCUCUGUUUAUGCCUGGUGCCAACCUGAUGAGCAAGGUAAUGAUUUGUCCUGGUGUGAUUCAAUUUGCUGUAUCAGAUGAAGUAUCUGAUUUAGGAUGCUUGCCAAUGGAAGUCAUUGAACUCAAAAUGCUUAUUAACUAAGCAUUCAAGCAUACUGUGUGAAGUCACAAAGUGCAUAUGUGAAGAGUGCAUGUAUUCCAAAUUUAUUGUAACCUCACAGAGGUAAAAUUUGAGAUGAUUUCUCUUUCUUUUCAUACUAUUUUAUUUUAAUGUGAUUUUUCCAAGAACAUUGGGCUCUAUGAAAUUAUUUAGAAAUGUUAAUUAUAAUUCCAUAAAUAUGGAAGUAAGUAGGAAGUUUAGAUGUAAACUUUAAGUACUAAAUUGAUCUGGUAUAUUUAUAACACUGUAACACUGUACCUCAGCACAUAAGGGUUAAUAGUUCACUUUUUAAAAUUAGCUACAGAUUAUUACUUAAUACAUUUGAUAACAACAGCAAUAAAUUAAUCUUUGGACAUAAGCUGAGCACUGCAGCCUAACCUUAACCGCUGUUAACCUCCAUGUCUACCAUCUACGAAUAAGCCAAGAAAAGCUGUCCACACCUGCUCUAAAUAUUAUAUCCAUUUUCAGGAAGAGUUUGUGGUAUUCAUUUUAAAUUCAAAGUGGUUAAUUUAUUGAUAGAUAACAAUGUGUUGUCAAAAGUGGCAAUGUUUUGUAUCUGCAUCAGUACACAUCUGGGCAGGAGCUAGUAAUGCUGAUGAACCAAACAGUUGUUUCAUCCCUCCAUGUCAUCUCUCAAUAACAAUCUGCAUCAACUUAUUUCUAUUAAUAUCAAAUUUUAGAAUAUUUUAUAUCCUACAAGGUUAUUCAGACAAUGUCAUAAUUCCAUUAACAACAAAUUAUGAAUGUCUUACAGCUAGUGCUAGUAACAGAAAGAUGACAAUACUUGUUAAAAUGAGGAUUGGGACUCACAACAGAACCGAGGCUUGCAAGGCUUGGCUAUGAAGUGUUACUUUCUGUGAUACUCGAAAGAAUAUACAAUUUACAAAUGGUGCAGGAGGCUGCUGAAUGACAAAUAUAAGAUAUUUAAUUUUCAUACCCAAAGAUUUCAUUAAAUUCAAUCACACCUGUAGCAGCUCCACACAAGUGCUUGCCGAUUCCAACAACAGGUAGUCUUUUUCUUGCAAGAAGAGGCACCCUACCUGCAACAAUAUACUGAUUAAGAUGAUUGUUUGAAAAGAGAACUAAAAUAUAAUUAUUUUGGAAGUGUACAAAACUGUAACUUGCCUAGGCUGAGAUCUUUGAUGUCAACUUGAAGUCGCUCAAACACUGAGCCUCUAUUUUUAUGUUUACCAUCUACCUUUAAGAGAUAAUGUUACAUUUGCCCAGUUAACUUCCUGAGAUUUUUAGAAAAUUAUUGCAAGCAAAUAGUCAAUAUUUAAUCGCUUGAUUGCAGCAAACUAUUACCUUGAAACGUGUAGUUGCUCUCUCCACAAGGAGGAAGUAAACAUUCUUGGCAUCUUGUAAAGCAAGAUCUAUCCAAUGGGACAACUUGCCUCGACCAGCACCAAACUCCACAAAACAUCUGUUAGAUCCAAGCAAGCCCAUUCUUUCCAAAUUACCAGCAAGUGAAGCCUGGAAUAGGACAACGUAAUCUCCUAUGGAUUAACUGCUCAGGAUGUCAACUAAACCAUAAAAAUAUGUACUGUCACGAUAUCUUUGCCAAGAGUGAUACAGAUGUUUAAAUUAGUUAGUCAUCCAGAAUAAGAGGAUCCAAAGCCCAAUCUCCACAGUUUCUACUGAUUUAGUUAAACUAGAAACGAUUAAAGAAGUGCUACAAGUAGUAUCACUGCUCUGAACCAGGAAUUGACAAAGUGACUGAGGGAGAUCACAACUAAAAUCAUGUAAAAUACAGAUUCGGUGACAAUGUGAAUCAACAAAUGGUGGAAUAAUUCAAUUGUAAGAUGAGUAAAGGGUUUCCUCAGUACAUGAAGUUUAUAUUUUUACAGAAAUUCUCAAUGGCUAGUGCAUCCAGUAAAAAGAGAAAUGAAUUUAUUAAAACACAUUUUGCCAUGUUUUUUUAAAAUUCUUUCUUGUAAGUAGAAUUAUGUAUAUAGAGAAGAAACAGAGCUAUUUACCCACUCUUGCAGUUCUUGAUGCUUUUCAGAAACAGUAGGAAUCACACAUGCAGCACAAUUAAUGCUUCCCAUGGAACUAAGAAAUUAUACAUAAUGGCUAAACAUAAACCUAUUUUUAAUUAAAAUCAUAUAUAUGUGUACUGCUAUAUCCUACCUGCUGUUUCAAAUGUUUAAAGGCAAAAUCUCCAUUUUUUGGAUCAUUCAAAGCUUCCUGUAGUGCUUCGUGACUUAAUGUUUGGUCUGUCAGCUUAGAAUUCAAACCUGCAGUCAAUGAAUAACAGAUUUAGAAAACCUAAAUAACACCUUCAGUUAAUCACUUAAAUUUUGGCUGCGAGUCCAUCAUUAAGAAAACAAAGGCAUUGUUUCCCAUAUCUGUGCUCUUCUUCAAUCAAGUUUUCACUUUUGAACCAGCCCUCGUCAAGUGACAUCCUCAGUUUGUCUGACCACAGUGCACAAGCCCUCUGUCCUUGUUGACCUCCCUGCAGCCUUUAACAGUCAAACAUGUCUCCCUUAAAUGUCUCGUCUUUGUUAUCCAGCUAAGUGCAACUUUCUUCACAUGAUUCCACUCUUAACGAUUUGUUGUACCCAGGAAACGUUCUGCAAUGGUUUCUUUUUCCAACCCCACAAUGUUACUUUUAGUGUCCUCAAACAUCCAUCCUUGGCCCUCUUCUAUUCUUCAUCCACAUGCUACUCUUUGACAACAUCAUCCAAAAACAUGACCCAAGCAGCCAGAUUGGCAGUUUCAGAUUCAGCUCUACCUAAAUCAUCACUCGACACUUCUAUGGCGUCUGUCUGAUUGUCCAAAAUCAAAUCCUGCAUGAGAACAACUUCCUUCAAUUAAAUUUUUGUAAGACCAAACUUAUUGCCUUUAAUCAACCCCACAAAAUUCUGUCCCCUUACCAGUACUUUAAUUCCACUCUCCAAUCACUGUCUCAGGCUGAAGCAGAUUGUUCAUCGCUGAUUGAAACCUUGACCUACUAUUUGACCUCAAGCGGACUUGUCUAUCACAUUUCUUGUCUAUCACAAAAAAAAACUUACUUCCAUCCCCAGCCUCUGCUUCAACUUAGAAUAUCGCCAUCUGAACCACUCAAGAAUGCUUCAGUUAUUUCCAAACUCAUGCUACAUCUUCUAUUAGCUUAUCAUUCAAACUCAUCAUAUCCUAAAUAACGUUAAACUCUGCAAACUAUCAAUCCUGUUCCUCAAUGCCUCAAAUUUGAAACUCUCAACCUUUUGUUAAAAUCGUCUUCUGCCUCACUUAACUCAGCACCAUGUUGCAACAACUGUGUUUCUCCAACUCAAAGCUCUUAUGAGGUGUCAGCUGUAAUUCAGUUGGUCGCAUUCUUGCCUCAGUUAUAGGACUGUAUGUUCAACUUCUUAUUGUCCAAUCUAAAUAGUGUAAAUUUGCACAGUACAGCUAAAAGCAGCAGAUCGUGAAAGACCUUUUUUCUCCAAUGAUUUUAGGUUCCUAAUUCAAUAGGAUCAUAACUAUUACUUCAUUACAUGAAGUCACAAAAUUCUCUAAGGUAUUUUAAAUGGAGUAGAAAAGGAAUACCAGUCAUUAAGGUUCUAAAGCAGCAACGUUGGAAUGGUAGGGAAGGAUCUUGCUAAACAAUGUUGCCAUCUCCAAUGCACCCUUUCAGAGGUUCGUAGACAGUUCGGAGGGAUAUUCAGUUUGUUCUUCUGGGUUUCACUUAUUCUGAUGUGAUUGAUUCUCAGUGCUGAACAACCGAGAUGUUAAGCCUCUUGUGAUAUCGCUUUUUAAAAAAUUACGUAUACAAUAUUUCAUUGAAUUAUCAAUCCAUUUUUUUUCCACUCAAUGCCAGUCUGCUUCAGAUGCUGCCUUCUGGAAGAGGAAAGCUAGUCAUAGUUCUGGAAUACACAGGUGCCACUUAUGAUGAUUUGUUCUCAGAUAAUGUUUCAUGAAGAGUGAGGUUGUCUGUCUCAACUCCUAGGUCUUCACCCCCAUCCUGACGUUCAGGCGGCACAUCUCUCAGCUUCUAGCAACCAGGCUAAAAAAUAUUUAAACUAAUCCAUAGAGUGAUCUGAGGGUUAAAUAUUCCUAUGAAGAAACUAUAGCAUUCUUUCUUAUUUUCAAAAGGACCAAAUUGUUGCAAUUGUAGGAAGUAUAUUUCUGCUGUUGUUUUCAUAAACAUAAUGCUAGGGACAAUAUAUGCAAAUUAAAUAUUUUUCUUCAAUUAAUAUCACUUUCCUUUAAGCACACACACAACAUCAUACUCACUGCUUGUUGCCGUUAGGAGCUUUUUAACCAGUUUCUCCAGUUCUUGUUUGGACAAAGCACAAAUAGAAACCUUGAAUAUAUUUAAAAGAUGGAGUAAAAGGUUGCUUUACUGAAGGUAAAAAGAAGUUAAACAUUUUAGAAUACUACUGAUUUUCACCUCAUGGGAAGCUGUACCUGUUGUGUGGAUGUCUCCAUUGCAUCUGCAUAACCCCCAUUUAUGUCUUUAACAUAGUAAACCUGGAAUAUGCAAUACAAAGCAGGAGUAACAAGGAGCAGAAAAAGAUUACAGCAAUUCAAUAUAAUGCAUUUCAUUGUAAGAUUCUGAAUAUGGUAAGUUAGUUUACCACAACUGUUGAAAGAAUUUGUCUUUCUGGCAGUCACUUCAUGCUGUACUUAAUCCCAUGUACCUUUCUUCUCCGCAUCCCUUGAUAUCCUUGUCUCUCAAAAUCCCACCAAUAUUAAUCCUGACAUUUCAAUUGAUUCAGUGUGUACUUUGUAAGCAACCACAACAAUAAAUUCUGUUUCAAUUCAUCCUCUAUUCUGUUGGGAACAUGCUUAAUA